This is a messenger RNA of Hydractinia symbiolongicarpus, 2537 nucleotides long. Its product is annotated as lactoperoxidase-like. Gene Ontology annotation, molecular function: heme binding; peroxidase activity. The transcript is spliced from 9 exons. Bases 270 to 2537 code for a protein of 755 amino acids. The record is from RefSeq and is a predicted model, not a curated record. Gene Ontology annotation, biological process: response to oxidative stress. Lineage: Eukaryota; Metazoa; Cnidaria; Hydrozoa; Anthoathecata; Hydractiniidae.
UUACUUAGGUCAAACUUUCGAACAGACUAGUGGUAUUUACAAUUUUUUAACAUUAUCCAACCUGAACACUGUGAUAACGAUAAUUUAAGCGAGACAUUUGAAACUAGUUAAUAUUCCGCAUGGCUUGUCAUUUAGACGUUUUUGUUCGCACAAAAUAAAACUAACAUAACAUAAAACACAGAGCUUCAACUUUUAUCUGCCAGUCUUUACAAGUAAUAUAUUAAUAUUACUAAAGUUAGGAUCUAAAAGGCAAAGUUAAAAUAUAAUAAAUGUUGUCUCGUUUAGAGGAUACACUAGCCGACUGCGACAUUCCGCUUCAAUGCACAUCAUGUAUUGGACUAGACAACGUUCGAUCAUAUAGAACAAUGGAUGGUACAUGUAAUAAUCUUGACCGCCCCUUGCAAGGAGCGGCUCAUACCAUAUUGAGAAGAUAUUUGCGUGAGUGUUUUAUUUUCAUGCUUAGUGGGAACGUAAAAUAUAGCAGGGUUCAUUACAACGCAGAAAACACAGAAAAAUUAAAUUACAAACAUUUCAGAGGUUUAACUGUGCAGAGAAAUCGAAGUCAAAAUAAUACACCCCAAUACGCAGAUGGAAGUUUAAAUUACCCACGUGGUUUCCCCGGCACUACACCAGUGUUGCCGACAGCACAUGAAGUUGCUAGAGCUGUCUUUCGGGCCGUUAAACCGCUAGAAGGGAACAUUAAAAAGACAUCAAUAUUUUUUAUGACUUAUGGUCAAAUGAUUGAUCAUGAUAUUUCCUUGUCAAGAUUCUCAUCCAACGAACAGUGUGACAAACCAAGUUCUGGUUCUUCACUUGCACGUGGCGAGGACGAUAGAUCCUGUUGUUCAUGUUUUUCAACGCUUGGCUUUAAGUUUUACUUCAAACCAAGUGUUCUUCGCCCUGAAACAAUAUUUUCUAGUGUAUCAUAUUGUUUCGUUUAUACUCUGUCAAAAGAAUCUUUAACAAAAGAUGUCUUUAAGAUAAUUUCAUUUCAGUUUCAGAAUCCGCCAUCUUUAUCGCAAAUUGUUGCAUAUAUUAUGACGCAGAAUAAAUUAUCUAUGUCGGACUUCAACAUAACCGAAACACUGUUUGUUUGUGCAUUUUUGUGGAACACCACCUCCGCCGUUUCAUGCUUACUAGUGAAGUUCAAUGUUUUUUGUAUACCUUUUAACCCAACCUUUUUUUUUUUUAGUUGCUCGACUGGUUCUUUCGAAGAUUUUAAGUAUCCAUGUUUUCCAAUUUUAAUGAAUAACACCGAUCCUGGGUGCACGAAAUUUACCCGAAGCAAAGCAGCAUGUCCGAGUUCAGGUUCGUCUGAUCAUCGUCAACAAAUAAACACUUUGUCGUCGUACAUUGAUGCGUCCAUGGUGUAUGGCAAUGAACAACAUGUUACAAACAACUUGAGAACAUUUGAUGGAACUGGACAGUUCAGAAUGCCAAACAAUUUAUUACCUAUAGACAACGAGCCAGAUGAUGCAUGCAAAACACGGGGAGGAUGUUUCUUAUGUGGAGACAUACGAUGUAAUGAGAACUUAGCUCUCACUACCAUGCAUAUAUUGUGGACAAGAGAACACAACAGAAUUGCUGCAGAGCUGAAACGAAUCAAUAGCUUUUGGAGUGACUCACGAUUGUUUGAAGAAAGCAGAAAAAUUGUAAUAGCUACCAUACAGCACAUCACAUACAACGAGUUCUUACCUCUUUUGUAUGAUGUACUGACAUACUCAGGUUAUAAAAAAGAUGAGGAUGCUUCAAUAGCAAACGUUUUCGCAAAUGCUGCGUACAGAUUUGGUCAUAGCAUGGUGCCCAACUCAUUCCCACAAGUGGAUGUCAAUUUCAAUCAAGUUACUCCAAAUCUUCCGUUACGGUCUGCUUUUUUUGAUAAUAGGCCAAUCUUCAGCGAUGGCAUCAGUCGUACGUUGUUAGGACUAUUAAGUAAUGAGUCCGAAGCAGUUGAUGCACGCUUUGCUUUUACGUUAGUUCGCAAACUUUUCAUUCCACUAGGUGAAGCUGGUUUAGAAGAUCUAUCCGCAAUUAACAUUCAACGUGGUAGAGAUCAUGGUUUGCCACCGUAUACAAAAUGGAGAGAGUUUUGUGACUUACCAAAAAUUUACUCGUUUAAAGAUAUGCACAGUUAUUUUAGCACUGAGGCAGUUACUGCUUUUCAGUCUGUCUACAGUAACGUUGAUGAAAUUGAAAUGUAUCCAGCAGGACUUUCUGAGCUCUACAAUACAGCUACCGAUAUCAUCGGGCCAACGUUUAAAUGCAUUAUCAAAAAACAAUUUGAAAGUUUGCGUUCUGGUGAUCGACAUUUUUACGCUAGUCCUGGCGUGUUUACGAAAGAACAGUUCACAUCGAUCUCAAAAACAAACAUGAAACAAGUUUUAUGCCAUAACAUAGACGGAUUGGUCUCGUUACAGAACAAUCCUUUUUUCGCAUUCAGAUCCAGUGAAACGAGGACUAUUUGCGAUGAUAGACCUCCACAUGAUCUUAAAAGUUCCAAAAUUAAUUUGUUCUUAUGGCGUGAAGAAUCGUCAUAA